Phlebotomus papatasi is the source of this 945-nucleotide messenger RNA. It is a transcript of the gene Surf1, whose product is annotated as SURF1-like protein. Gene Ontology annotation, biological process: mitochondrial respiratory chain complex IV assembly. The record is from RefSeq and is a predicted model, not a curated record. The transcript is spliced from 4 exons. NCBI's taxonomy places the organism in Eukaryota, Metazoa, Arthropoda, Insecta, Diptera, Psychodidae. Bases 5 to 892 code for a protein of 295 amino acids. Gene Ontology annotation, cellular component: mitochondrion; membrane.
AAAUAUGCAGAAAAUCAGUGUUUUUCCCCAAUUUUGCAGAAUAUUUCUGCCAAAGGAGCAUUCCAGAAGUAUCCUGUGUUCCCUGAAGAAACCCAAAACCCCAUUAGGUUGGAGUGUCAUUCAACGGAGAGGUUUUUCUGGGCAAAAUUUGGAGAGGCGAGGAGUACAAGUAACUCCAUGGGGAUGGAUUUUGCUGGUGAUCCCAGCUACGACUUUUGGAUUGGGCUGCUGGCAAGUUCAACGGAAACGUUGGAAGGAAAAUCUAAUUGCAGACUUGGAGCAGAAGGCCAAACAACCUCCUGCAGAACUUCCUGAAAAUCUAGAGGAUUUGGGGAAGAUGGAAUACCGGCCUGUGAUCCUCAGAGGACAUUUCCUCCAUGACAGAGAGAUUUACAUGGGACCUAGGAGCUUCAUUCAGCACGGAGAUGCUACAAGUCGUUCUGGAGUAUUCUCCAAGCAGGGAAAUACAACUGGUUAUCUGGUUAUAACUCCACUGAAGCUCGAGGGAAGAGAGGAAAUUAUUUUAGUGAACCGUGGCUGGGUUCCUAGAAAUCUCCUGAAACCCUCUACCCGACAAGAUGGUCAGAUCACAAAACCCGUUGAGCUGGUGGGAAUUGUGAGACUUGGAGAAAAUCGUCCGCAAUUUAGUCCGGAAAGCAAAGGUGAUCACUUCCUCUACAGAGAUCUGUCCAAGAUGUGCUCUAUCACCGGGGCUGAUCCAUAUUUUGUGGACGCAGAUGAAGCCUCUUCAGUCCCAGGAGGCCCCAUUGGCGGUCAAACGAGGGUAACGAUCAGAAAUGAGCAUCUAUCUUACAUAGUUACUUGGUUCAGUCUCUCAGCAGCUACCGGAAUCAUUUGGUAUCGUCAGAUAUUGAGAAGAAAGGCACUGUAAAGUUACUUUUUCAUAGGCUUUAUUGAAUAAAGAUAGUUUUCUCUGACUUUAAA